Messenger RNA from Miscanthus lutarioriparius, 411 nucleotides. The record is from the annotation of a GenBank genome assembly. NCBI's taxonomy places the organism in Eukaryota, Viridiplantae, Streptophyta, Magnoliopsida, Poales, Poaceae.
AUGGCUGAGGCAGCAGCGAGAUCCGCCGCUAGGACGGUCGGCGAGCGCAGAUCACCGAUGAACGUCGCCACUUUGCCUCGAGCUCCUCCGCCCACGGUCGUCGAUCUAGAGACGCCGAUUGAUGAUGGGACAUGUGCUAGGUAUUGGUUUGAGGAAGAAUAUGUGGUGUUCCUUCUUGAUAAUGGUUAUCUACCAUCAGCUGCUUCUACCAUUGCACCAGCUUCGACAACUGAAGUUCCUGAGCUUGUUGGAAAAAUUGAUAGCUUAGAGCAGAGUCUGAACAAGGUGAAGGAAAUGGUUGGCAAGAACAGGGAAGGCAUGGGAAGCUGCAUUUGUCUUGUCUGUGGUUGUCUGAAUGUAACAUUCCUGGUGCUGGCCAUUCUUUUGGUUGUAAUUGUAAUGUUGAAGUAG